Molecule: messenger RNA, 33722 nt
Organism: Podarcis lilfordi (Lilford's wall lizard)
Lineage: Eukaryota; Metazoa; Chordata; Lepidosauria; Squamata; Lacertidae
Source: the annotation of a GenBank genome assembly
AUAGAGCUCAAGGGGAGGGAAAGACCUUGUUUCCGGUCACCCGGCCGGCUCUGCCAUCAUCCAAUAGAAAAGCGACUUUUAGGAAAAAGUGCCUCCCUCUCCUUCCUCUUCGGAGCAGGUUUCCCAGCAAGCAUCGCGCUUGUUGGCGUCUUCGGGAAGAUGGCGGCGGGGACGGGUAGUGAGUGGGGGUCUUUCUUUGGGGAAGGAGGGGCUGGCGCGGAGAGGGGAGCUAGGGUUGGCCCCGCCAUAAAAAAAAAGACUAGAGAAGGAUGCCUGUUUCUUGGUUGAGCGAAGCUUCGUUUGUUGUGUCAGGUGUCAGGCAACUUUUAACAUGACUUUAAGAAGGGUUGGUUGGGAGGUGGCUUGUCUAAAGGGCCUCCGAUGACAGGUCAGUUUUCUCCUUAGCUGAGGUACCCAGGAAUAACAGCAUAAGGUAAAGGUAAAGGGACCCCUGACCAUUAGGUCCAGUCGUGGCCGACUCUGGGUAGUAAAAAGCCUUAUGCUUAGCCAGACAAACGGCUUAUUUGUUCAUACUGACUGGCAGUGACUUUCCAGGGCUUCAGACAGGAAUCUUCCCUACCACUAAAUGAAGGCACCUCUUCAGGGUUUCAGAUGGGAAUGUUUCCUGAGGUUAACAGGAAAUUAGCCCUGUGACUUUUUGCAUGCAACAUAUAUUCUCUGACAUUGAGUUGUUACCAGUAGACUUUUCAUUGAAUUGACUUUUAGUGUGGCUUUUUGGGCGUGGGGCAUGGAGGGUGUAGGGGCUUGAAAACCAAACUUUUAAAAGCAGCAUGGAUUGAGAUAGAUUUAAUUUAGUUUGAGGGUUCUUUUUAACUAUGUGGGCAUGUUACAACACCGUAAUGUUUAUCUUUUUCCACAUCAGAGCACAAGUUGCUGAGUGCUGGGCCUACAGAGCCAUGGUCUAUCCGGGAAAAACUUUGCUUGGCUUCUUCGGUCAUGCGGAGUGGAGACCAAAACUGGUAAGAAACUGGAACAUAGUUUAAUAAUAAUAAUAAUAAUAAUAAUAAUAAUAAUAAUUUAUUUGUACCCCGCCCAUCUGGCUGGGUUUCCCCAGCUACUCUGGGCGGCUUCCAACAAAGAUUAAAAAUACAUUAAAAUGUCACACAUUAAAAACUUCCCUGAACAGGGCUGCCUUCAGAUGUCUUCUGAAUGUCAGGUAGAUCUCUUUGACAUCUGAUGGGAGGGCGUUUCACAGGGCUUUGCUUCUCGCAAUGAGGGAACCACCAGAAGGCCCUCGGCACUGGACCUCAGCGUCCGGGCAGAACAAUGGGGGUGGAGACACUCCUUCAGGUAUACUGGGCCGAGGCCAUUUAGUGCUUUAAAUGCAUAUUUGAAUGCAUAUUGUUUAACUUUAUUACAUAUUUCAUAAAGAACCCUCAAUUGAUUUGUGGUGGCUCUUAUUCCAAACACAAGAAGUAAUUGAAUGCCCUUUGUGAUCCUAACUUUGCAUGUGUUGGAAAAAUUAUUAAAAACAGAAUUGUAGGAUCGCAAGACUAGGAAGCAUACCAAAAACCUACUGACAAGGGAUUUUCUAAACAUUAGCCAAUGAGCUUGAACUUAUAACCCAGCUACAUAUUACGUAGUCAACUAUGCUAAAAUAAUCUUGUGUCAGAUAAUUUCAAAAUAUAAUUCUAAAUAUAUAAUCAACAAUAUACGUUGGUGAAAAAAGGGGAGAAAUGGUUUAGGAAAUGGGCUUUAAUAGAAAAUUGAGCGGGUAUCUACAUCUGCACUGUGUCGUUAUUCAUAUGUAGUAGUAGUUCAGAUGAUUGUUAACACCAAAUAGUAAUACUGACAACUGGAUAAUUUGGGCUUCCAAUGAAAAACUGAUUUAGAAGGAUGAAGGUGUGCUUUUAUAUAGAGGUUCAAGAUGGGGGAAGCUGUUCUUGGGGACUAUGUGAAUAUCUCUAAGGGUCUCAGAGCUGAACUGCGGGUAGUUUUCUGGCAAGCUGUUAAUAGUUCAGGAGGCUUUCACGUUUCUGCUUGCCAGUGUUCUGUUAUCCUCUUGCAAGUGUAUUUAGCAUCAUCCUUCCAGUCAUGGAACUGUAAGUACUAAACCUACAAGGCAGGGUGGUGGUGGUAUCUUAGCUGCACAGCAGCAAAAUCAACCACUCUUUCUAGCUCCAAAUAUGGGCUACAGGUGGUUAGACUUGUAGAAGUCAGUUGGCCCAUAACCUGUUAUAUUGGGCCCACCAGAGUAUGCACAGCUCCAGCAGAGUCAUCCGGCAGAACUUCAAAGUCUUCUUCUCUUCCAGUAGUCAGUAUUUUCCAGAGUUCCCUGUUAAGAAAACUCCUUUCUCACACAGUUCAGUUCAAAGUAUAAAGUGUUUAUUGUCUCACAGCACAAGACAAGCAUAGGCACAUUACUUACGUAAACUUUAAGAGAUGCUGCUACAUCAUGAACUUAUUAACUACAAAGCAGUUCUCUGAUCUUACAGAUAAACCUAGUAAUGAUCCAAGUUUGCAGACAGAUCCACUAGCACUUUACCAUGCUAUCUCACCAUGCUAUACUUUACUAUACAGCAUGUAACAUCCACCAAGAUGAUAAAAGCUCACACUAAUGCAAAUGCUGCUGAAUCCAGCCUUGGCUUUAUAACUACCACUGCACAUACACACAUUCCUAGAGAAAGGGGAGGGGAUAAAACGUGCUAUAGGCCUUUGACCUUUGACUGUUUCUAACCACCCACUUGCUGCUGGGUUUUUCUUUAAACAAAAUCCAAAUGUGGGAGAUGGGUUUCUCAAAACAUGGCCCAAGCACUUGGUGCAAUUUCACCCAUUUUUUUCUAAGUUACACUAACACAGAAGAGCAUAGGAGAUUUGGCGGGUGUGUGUGGAAUAGACCUGUUUUUUUCUGAAAAGAAGUGGGGAAUGAAGGAAAGUUUCCCCCAAUUUUUGUGGACCUUCACAUAGGCACCCUAACUACCACAAUGUGGGGGAUGAGGGUUACUUAAAAUGAGCUCUAGUUAUGGGGCACAAUGUAACAUAGUCAUUUUCAGAAAGUAUUGCAUUAUCUGUGGGUCAAAGUUUCCCCAGUCCAAUCAACUGGUGACCAAACCUUCCCCACUAUAUUUUGCCCAGCAAAGGAGGGAAGAUCUUGAAACUUUCUUCUUUUUCUCUAGGGUGUCUGUCAGCAGAGCCAUCAAACCCUUUGCAGAGCCAGGCCGCCCACCUGAUUGGUUUUCCCAAAAGGUAGGGUGCUUAAAUUUCACAUCAUAAUAGGCUUUCAUUUGACCUAUGGGGAAUACCUGUUCAGGGGACUCCCUGUAAGGAUCUAUUGCAUGUUAAAUGCGUAAAACAUGUUUAAAAUCAUUUGCCAGGAAAGUAUACUUCCUAGCCCACAUAUCUGGAAACAGCUUUAAUAUGUGGAAUGUGUGUUAUAUAAACUACCCCAAGUUUUUGUCUCAACUCAGAUUCUUAGUGCUGUCUGUUGUGAUUUAUCUUCUGAAAUCUGUAUGCACUUUUAUUAUCUUUUUUUUAGCAUUGUGCAUCACAAUAUUCUGAGCUUCUGGAGACCACAGAGACCCCAAAGUGAGUUCAAAGGCCAAACCACCUCUUUGAGUGGGGUGGGACAGGGCAGGACUUCACAUUGCAAGAAAGAUACUGUGUAAUGGCAAACUACUGCGUUAUAGACUAUUAGAGAACUGAAGAGGAAUGACAGUUUGAACACAGCAUACGAAAGUACCUGAAACGCUGCUUCCUGACCAUCUUUCUUUUUAAGUCUGGCUCCCAGAAAUUAUAGUAACUUGCAUACUUUACCCUAAGCUAAAUUAUUUGGUUACAAAGAAAGAUAAUGCUCUGGCAGAACAAUCCAAACCCUGGCUGGGCAGUCACAAAACAUGAAAGAAGGGCACAGCCACAGUCUCAUCUAGUUCCAUCCAGACCCAUAGCUCAUGCUGGCCAGGUGGGGGGUAGACAGAAUGCUGCCGGAGCAAUCAGGCCCAUUGCCAUCAAAUGACAGCAAUGAGGCCAGCUUGGAAUCAAAUGGAUUCUGGAUUAGCUCAGGCUCUUCUGACCACCUCCAGAAUGCUGCGUUCUGGUUUGGGGAGUACUGUAGAUGUGUUUCUAAUAUUUUUGUAACCUGUGCUUUACUUGGGGGUCAGUUCGACAACAUUCCCUGGGAAAGAGCAGUAGGAUGUUUAAAUCUGCAAAAGUCACUCAGCUUUAGAAGCCAAACACUUUUUCAUAUAUGUUAUUGUGUCUUGUGACUGAAUCAUUUGUUCUGUUUUAUUUAUGUUUCAGUCCCUAUAAAUGGUACAAUGUACAAUGUUUGGGAAGGUAGGCUUCUUGCAAUUUCCCAUACAAAUUUCCAAAGUGGCUGGCUGAUACUUAGGCUGUAGUGAUCUUUUUAAGAUUGCGUUUCCACUGAGUUGCAGAAUAGCAAAAAUGGGAAAGAGAUAAUUGGAACAAGGAAGAAUAAGGUGGGAUAUGUGAGGGCAAAAGGUGCUGUGUAUGGGAAGAUUGAAAGCCAUUACUGGUUGCUAGAUUGUUUUCUCCUUUUUUGUGUAGAAGAAAGCGUGGUGAGAAGGGAGAAGUGGUAGAAACUGUGGAAGAUGUAAUUGUGAGAAAACUGACAGCAGAACGGGUUGAGGAGUUAAAGAAGAUGAUUAAGGAGACGCAGGAAAAGUACAGGUACUUAUCAGAUUUUUUGGAGUCUGGAGCUCUUGAAAACCCUGGUUGCUUUAGGGCAUGUGAAUAAUGAUAACGUGGAUCAAACCUAUCUGUGUUGUCUCUACAGGCAGCUGAAGAGGGAUGCAGAACUGAUCCAGGCAGGGCACAUGGACCAUAGGCUGGAGGAACUGUGCAAUGACAUUGUGGUGUGGGUUAUCUUAUUAUUUCCCUGCUACAGCUUUUCUUUCUUUCUGGGACUUCAUAUCUGAGCCCUCAGAUUUAGUUCUUAGCAUUGCAACGAAAUGAUUGAACUUGACGCUUCUUGGCUUUAUGGCAUCAUUAUCCCAUGUGGUGCAAUUGCCCAAGCUUUGUAGCAUUUGCUCACUUUCUCUCCCUCAUCCCAUGGCUUGCAAGGCCUUGUGGCUUUUGAAGUAGAGCUUUGAGGGCAUUCUUGGGAAAUGGUCCUGAUAUCUGGCCUGAUAUUUUUAAGGUCUUGGCUGAAAAGCCUGCCUCAGGGCUUAAUUGUGAGCAGUUACUUAUUAUAUUAGGGACUGUGGGAUAUCUGUCUUAACACACCCAUGGGAAGCACCUCCGUUUUGCACCCAAUAGCCUAGUGUAACAUUGAACUUGGUUAUUUUUUUCAGGAAGAAAAGAAUGGAAGAGGAGGAAGCAGAAGUGAAGAGAAAGGCUACAGAUGCUGCUUAUCAAGGUUAGUUGGAAGCCAGUUUUUGAUCCCAUAGAACCAAACUCCUGGAGGUAAACAUGUUUAGUGGUGCAACUGAGCUGAGACAAAGAAAGAGGUCUUACAGGUAGAUGGAUGGGGUCAGCCUGAUUUCCUCAGUCUUUCCUUUGUGAAGUGGAAGACAGUGUAUGAUUUUCAGAAGCCUCUCCCUUCUUCAAAGACUGUCCUCAGUAUUAGAUGCCAGGUUUUGGUUCAAGAAUCCUAAGGGAAGGCAAAAUGCCAGAGGGAUUCUUCUAAGACAAAAAGAUGAAGUAAGAAAGCUUCCUGGAUUAGUGAUGAAUAAGCCACUGAGGAAGAAUUUGCUACCAGUUGCGUAUUCUGAUUCUUUAUGCUGGGAGAAACGGCAGGAAUUCAUUAGCACCAAGAAUGUUUGUGAUGGUGUUUUGGGGAUCAUUUCAUCUUGUGCUGAGAUUUCUUAUCUAUCAAGGUGAUUCUUUGAACUUCUUGACUGAAUUUUCGGCAUUUUCCAGCUCGUCAGGCAGUUAAGAACACAUCACGAAGACCUCCAGGAAUUAUGGUCCGUUCUCCUGCAGGCUCAACCUCGCCAGGAGCAGACUACAGUCUGGGUGACUUAUCUCAACCCACGUUGGAAGAGGCUAGUCCAGGGGUAAGGAUAUGGCAAGAAUGAGAAACCAUUGAGACCCUAUAGGUCUCUCUGCAGUUUUCCCAAACUUCUUGCCCCCCCUUUUUUCUUUUAUAAUGUUGAUAGCUUGCAUGCAACCUUUUCCAGAGAACAAAGCCUGCUUUGUGCUGUGUGGCAAAAGGUUGAAAUGCACUUUGGUGGUAACUGCUAGUGUAGGUCUGAAAAGGUGGAGGUGCACAAAGGGCUGAGGGGAGCAAGAGUGAUGGAGGAGGUGCUUGGGGUAUGCUUGGUCAUUGGCCCCGGUGGGAGGGGUGAUUGGGACUUGUCAGGAUGAUGAGGAUGUGGCAUUGAACAGUGUGGUUUUUCUCUUUCUCAGGUAACUCCAGGGACAUUGCCCAGCACCCCAGUUGCCUCCUUCAUUGGGAUCCCUGACACCCCUAUGGGCUCCACCUCCCUGGAUGCCCCCAUGACCCCAGUCACAGAUGAUUCAGCCCAGAAAAAGAUGCUAGGACAGAAAGCAACUCCGCCUCCUUCUCCUCUGCUUUCAGAGCUGCUGAAGAAGGGCAGCCUCCUGCCCACAAGCCCCAGGCUGGUAUGGAGUUCCCUGCUUACAUAUGCAAUAGUCCUGGUGAAUCUCUGUGACUGACUUUCACUGGAAAGGGCAAAAGGCCCAAGCAUUUUUCAAAGGGGGAAGCUUAGAUAGGCCUUAAAUGCCACAUGUUAAUUUUGGCUGCUAUAUAGCAAAUUUUCCAAGCUCCACAAAGCAUGCAGCAUCUUGGUCAUUUAUACGAUAACCCUAUAUGGCAGGCCAGUAUUAUUAUCUGCAUGUUACAGCUGUGGGGAAGAGUGACUGUCCUAAGUGGGUUCAUAACAGUAAGAUGACAUUUGAACUGGGAAUUUUUAGUUCAUGAGUAAACAGGGUUGAAGACCAUACACAGCGGUAUUAAGGAAAUGCAGUUGCAGAUUGGUUGGGAUUUUUAUUGCUUUUUUAAAAAAAUUGUUCUAAAUGGAGAUUGGUUGUUUCUUUAAAAAAAUAUUUAUUAUACUUAAUAUGUUGUUCAAACACGGGGCUCCCAGUGAUUUCUCAUCCAAGGGAUUUGAUCAGAACCACAAUGGUUAGCCUCCAGUGCUUCAACAUUAACUGCUUCCUGAUCACUCACUGGACUUAUUUUUAGUGUGGUUUGUUUAAUAAUUUAGUCCUAAAUAUGUUGUAAAUCACCUCGAAGUAUGGGAGAGGUGGGAUAAAAAUAUUUUAAGUAAACAUUGAGCCUACAAAAGAGGAGAAGGAGGCAAUCAAGCUGCAUACAGUGAAAUUAAAACUGUGUGUGUGUAUGUACACACACGCAGAGAGAGAGAGAAAAACUAUUUUAUGUAACAGAAAUUAUAUACCAUUUACCAGAACAAAAAAGACUUUUAGAUGGUUUACAACAUCUUAUGACAAACUAGGCAUGAUUUAGUGCAAGAACUUUAGGAAACCUCACACAAUUACACAAUAAUUUGUAUUUUUGCAUUGCAAUCCCAUGCACCCAGGUAAGUGUGUAUGGCAUGGCAGCCAUAAUGUAUUUUGUUUUGCUCUCUUAAUAUAUUUAGAGCUUGUUCACUGCCUGCAUGUGGCGGGAUCCCCAAAGAGCAGGGGUGUGUGAAGAAACUGUAGCCCUCCACAUGUUGGACUCCAACCCACAUCAGCCCCAGACACAUGGCCAGUUGUGUUUGGGCUGAUGGGAAUUCUAGUCCAAUAAUCCCCAGAGGGCCACAGCAUUCCCAUCUGUCCCAUAAAGUCUAUCUUCUUUCACCAUUGGUGAGUGUGCAUGGGCAGGUGGAAUGGACACUGUGUGGAAUGGGAGGAUUUGCAGCCAUAUGGGGAUCCCUUCAUAUGAGUAAGGUCAUCUGGGCUGUGUGUGACCAUCUAUGCAAUGUAAUCUUUGCUUCAUAUACACCUUGGUUAUUUUUUCCUUCUCUCCUGUGACUUUUUAGUACAUAGUGUUUCACUUUGUGUUUUUAGCAUUGAUUAUAUUGGGGAGGUGGGCUUGGAAAAAAAUCUGUCUUGUGUUUCCAAGGAAAGCUCUGCAAUUUUCUCCUUUUUGAGCUGAUCUUUCCUGUCUGGCAUUUCUAACAAAUUAAGCCCAGCUAACCUGAAUUUCUAGCCAUGGAUGAGAAGCAGAGUGUUAUUUCUUUGGAUGAGAAUGAGGGAGUUUUUUGUUUGGGAUUUUCCUUGCCUCUGUACUUGAUUGACUUUAUUUACUUGAUUGACUUUAUCCAUGUUGCUGGCUCCUUGCUUAAAUGCUACACGGGAGCAGCCGGAGCACCUUGGCGGAGCCAGCUGCAAGAACCUGAAUUAGUUUUAUUGGUAGUACAGGCAAGACCUUGUUGUAUGUGGAUAGCAGUGGGAGAGUCUGUGUAUUGGUUUUUAGUAUGUGAAUAUCCUUUGGCAGGUGGGUGAGAGCGACAUGACAGUAGUUUCUGGUCACACAAGCAGCUCUGGUCUCCUCCUGGAAGUGGGAGGGGUUCUUCCAGGGCUGCACGGUGGAGAAAUGCAGUCAGCUUCAACUACUGUUCCUGCAUCUCCUGCUGCUUCAGGUAGGCCUAUUCUGCUAUUGUUGUGUUUUUCUCUCUUCUGCAUUCGUAUCCUAGAGUUGGAAGGGGCUUCAGAAGAUAUCCACUGCUACAGUGUGUAAUUUCUGGUCUGCCAUUUGUGUUGAGAACAGCAGGGGAUGUCCUGUUUCAAAUAAUGUGAAUAAAUCAAGAACAUAUUCUAUGAAAGCUGAGACCUUGGAAGACCAAAUAUGUAAUUUGCAUGGCAAAGCCUUUCGUCAAAGCUUUGCUUGUAUGUGUCGGGGCUUUGUGUGAUGUUUGAUCAUGUUACUUUGUGUUAUGAAUGUUAUUGCCUUGAUUCUCUUCCUUAAAUCACUUUGUUCGCUUACUUCCCCUUAAUCUCAUGUUUAGCUUAAUGUUCCUUUCCACUUCCUCCAUUCUUUUGGUAUGUUUGUUCUUGGUAUGAGCUUUCGUGUGCAUGGUAUCUGAAGAAGUGUGCAUGUACACGAAAGCUCAUACCAAGAACAAACUUAGUUGGUCUUUAAGGUGCUACUGGAAGGAAUUUUUUAAUGCACUUUUGUAUGUAUUUAACUGAUAGCUUGAGACUUUUAUCUGAGCCUUAGUGUGUCCUUUUCCCCUGCUCCCCCUUUCCUCCCUCCUUCCCUACCUCUCCGCUGCCCUCAUUGUUAAGCACCUAGUGGUAGGCUGGUGGUGGGGAACCUAAUUAGGUCCGCUAGACCUCAGCAGUUAGCCCACUAGGUUGAGAUCUAUAGGUAUAGGGUGGUAUACAGAUUUCAUAAAUAAUAUUUUUCCCUUGUUUUGACAUCUUAUGGCAUCAAGUGCAGGAAAGUUCAAGCAGGAAAAGUUUAAUAAUAAUAAUAAUAAGAGGAGAAAAAGUGUGAAUAUAUUCCUGAAUCUUCUGUUGGAGCCGGGGUUUGAAGUUUGUCAUGUAAUGUCCUACGACAUCAGCUAAUUAACCCAAGGAGGCUCAGCCACUUUUGGAUCCAGCUCUCCAGUGUGAUCCAAUUUCUCACCCCUUGUAGAUGCAAAAGGAUAAUACAAACAUAAAGAUUGGUGCCAAGUGCAGCACAAAGUAUCCUGAGAAUUUCAACUUUUUAAAAAAGUAGUUUUCUGGCCCAUUUUAAAACAAUGUUAAAAGUGUGAUUCCUGAGGAAAAUGCAGGUGUUGGGGAAGUGAUGUAUUCUAUAUUGGUUGCAGAAUUCACCUUCUCUUGGUCCAAAUAUUUCCAGAGCACUGUUAACAUGGUGCAUAUACAGGCUUGGCUUCAGAGUUCUGCAUCAGACUUUGUCUGCUCCAGCCCUGCUACAUGACAUAAGAUCUUGAUUGCUGCCGAAUUGCCUUCCUAGCUUGGUCCUCCUUUUUUUUAAAAGAUCAUUCUCACAAUGAUAAACCUUAUAAGGAAAGAAAUGUGGGCUCCAAGUCUGCUAAACACUCCGGAUUCAGCAGACGACUUGUGUUGAGCUUCCAUGAAAGGCCUUUUAUACUUUACUAGCUCCCAUGGCUCCAGAAUCCUGCUCACUCCCUUCUUUCCCCUAUCCGAUUUCAUCUAUACCAAAAUAUUGUGAAUUCUGCACACCUUUAAAUACUGAAAAUUGAAUUUAGGUUUUGCAACUAAAGGGAAAGCUAUGAAAACCUCCUAUGAUUUGUUCAGUGUACGAAAACGUGGUUGUUUUGCCCCAGAUUAGGAUUUCUUCUAGUGGUAUAAAAUGCUGCCUUUCCUCUUUUAAAAGCACACAUUGAUCCUUGCUUGUAUAUGCUCCUGAGCCCUGCUAAGUGACUCCCAGGACAGCUCUCUGUGAUCCGUUUUGUGACUUGUGUCGGCGUGUGCAACCCUGGUGGGCAUGAGCUGGUCAAGAGCCCAAGGAUUGCUUGCUCUGUAGUAUUCUGUAGCUUCUUGGCUAAUGUGCUUUCCCCCUUCUUCACACUUUUGUUAGGUGCUCCUACACUUUCCCGCCUUUUAGAAGCUGGUCCAGCGCAAUUCACCACAUCGCUUGCUUCCUUUUCUGCUGUUGCCAGUGAACCUCCAGGCAAACUCCUGCCUCCCCCUGUAGAGUCCGUGUCUCAGGCAACUCUAGUCAUGGUGCCCACGCUACAAGCACCAGCUGCUGUGCCACCCGCUGCAACUCCCGAAAGUGUAGCGACAGGUGCGUCCUUGCACUCGUAUGCCCGUCCAUACCUUGCAGAAGACUUUCCCUCUUAGGUUCGGUAGAAGGUCUAUGUGGAUGUGGGCUGUGGGUGUCUCUAAAAUCUGUAGCCGGGUGGUUGAUUUUGGGAUUCAUUGUGCCAGAGGCCCGAGGUUGUUGAGAAGAGUCCCCCUUGUGUUUCAGGCAGGGUGCAGGAACUGAUAAAGGAAAGAUGAUCGGGGGUGAAGUUAGCGAGCGAGCGGGAUAGAGCUAGACUCCGAUGCUAAGUGAUGGCUCCUGCUCUGACUCUUAUCAUUUGGGAGGGUGGGGAAAAUAGGGGCCAUCAGCCUGCAUGUGCCUUUAUUUGGGGCUGUAGAAUGUGUUUUGGUUUUCUUGAUCUGACCCAUGCUGCUGGUUGCUGCAGCUGCCAGGCUUUCACUUGACUUGUCACUCUUGUCCAGUGAGUCAGCCCAACACCUGUGUUUCCAUGGAGGCAGUGCCUGAUCCUCACACUGUGACAGUGUCAAUGGACAGCAGUGAGAUUUCCAUGAUCAUUGAUUCCAUCAAGAAAGAUUGCCUGGGCUCUGGGGCAUCUGGUGCUGUAGGGACUUCCAAAGACCACAGCAUUGAUGGGAAGGAAGACCUAGAUCUGGCUGAGAAGAUGGACAUUGCAGUUUCCUACACGGGGGAAGAACUGGACUUCGAGACUGUUGGGGACAUCAUAGCUAUCAUUGAAGACAAGGUAAAAUUAUCUAGAGGCUUGGUCAUGCCUCUCACAUGAAAUCAUAUCACAUGAAAUCAUAGUUAAAAUAAACUUCAUUUGUUUUAAACAAGGGUUAAACCUUGCUGGGUUCAGGUGACACUACAAGGUAUACCCUGGCUCAGCACAACUGGAGAGUCAUGAGGCAUCCACAAUUUUAGCAGCAUGUAGUAGCAUGCUGCUCAUUCAUAUUGUUUAAAUUACUGUUUUAAUGCGACAUGUGAACUAGACCUCUACUCUCCCCUUGUGUUUGGCACCCUAGCCUGUUGAAUAGAUGGGAUAGUGCAAGGACUUUCUUUACAUCUCCAUUGUUCUUAUGGCCUCUGAUUGUUGCCUGUAUCGCUGUUGGUAAAGGUGGACGACCAUUCUGAAGUCCUGGAUGUAGCAGCAGUAGAGGCUUUCUGUGAUGAGAUUGAGGAUCCUCAGUCACUGACCGACCCCUGGGAGCACCCACUCCAACGAGAGCACCCAAUCCAACAGGAGCACGAGAAGCAGAGUCAGAUCCCCCCAAUGGCUGUGACUGUAAAGCAGGAGAGACCAGACUGUGAGGAAUCAGAGACUAAGGGGAUCAGAGAUCUGAUGAGCAUUGGGGAUCUGGGAACAGAAAUAAAGACGGAACCUUCUGAGCAGGGACAGAUUCAUCUGAGCCCUGAGGAAGCUUCUGCACUAGCAACCAGAACAAGUGAAGCCCCUGAAGAUGAAGAGACACGGGUUGCUGGUCUGGAGUGCUCUGAAAUGGAGAUGGAAUCCUCAAAGGUUGAAAUGGAUCAUGGCACAGUGAAGACAGAGGUAAAUCGAUGAAGAGGCUUCUUGGAUAUAACAUGAAUGGGGAAUCGGUUGAUAGAUGAGGUAUGGGAGGAGAGAGGGAGCCCCUAGCUUGAAGCUGUUUUUCAGACUUAUGCUUAGUGCGCAGUAACAAGCAAAUUUGUUUGUUAGCCAAACUGACUUGACAAACAAACUGUAUUCACUCUCUGAAAUCUGUGCUUGGGCAUUCUUAGAUUUACCCCAAAUAAAAAUCUGGCAUGUAUAGAUUAUGCAAAUUGCUGAAAUUGGGGCAGGGGUUAUGGGUAUUCUUGUUUUGCUAGCCAGAAGGGAGUGGCAGUGAGUACUGAAGUCCCGUCCCCAGUCCCUCGGGAAUGUUCUUCAACUAUCCCUGUCACUUGGAAGACAUUACCCAGCAAGUAUAUUGUGCAGUCACCCUUUCUUUAUCAUUGAAAUCUGGAUUCACAGUCAGCUGAACACUUCAUUCUCCAUUUCUUUGUACUUGUGGGGCUAUAGUAUACACACAGUUUUGGCCAUAUGUUAGAUCCUUGGGGAGCCACUUGCUCAGGUAUGCAGAGCUUUGCUGUGGAUGCAGCUGUUUUGUUGUUCAGUUGCUGUCUGCCUUUAGAGUCCUGAUGGUAUAAAAUAGGACUUAAUGCUGAGUUGUGUAGGAAGCUGGUCCUGUUGCUCAUGUUAGGCCAUUCUUUUCUUUCUAGCUUCCCCCUGAUGAUGAUACUUCCUCCCCACAUGCUCCAAGUGCAAGUGAAGAUUCCUCACAAGCAGAUCUUCACCACAAAUAUGAGCUUUCAGGUAACCUGACUGGCUUGCUGGGGAAGGGGGAACUGGUUAGGGCACUGCUAGGGAGGGAGGCUUGUAUCUGACUGCCUGAAAUUAUUGGAGUUAAAAAAAUUUCCCCUUUUCCCCCCUUCCAGAAUCAAUGAAGGAAGAAGCCCAAGCUCUCUUUGAGAACCAACUGAAGGUAUUUUAUUUACCCUCGGAUUUCUUGACUUACAUGCAGAAUGAAAGUAGUAGUCAGCUAUUUGCAUCUGAGGCCAUAGGUGGAGAAUGCCAGAAUUAAUUUAGAGUGUGAUCCCAAUAUAUACCAGGUUCUCAAAAAUUACAGAUGAAAAGGAAAAGUUGAGUUAAUCUUUCUGCAGGCAGAGAUCCGGGCCUCCCUUGUAGCUAUGCUAUUGUGUGUUAAUAUUUAUUCCUAUCCUGUUUUUUCUGGCCAAAGACCCUCAAAAGAAUGAACAAAGUAUUGUGUAACAAAAUGCAAUAUAAUUAAUAUCUGGCAGCAGGCUGCACUGGGUGGGGGGAAGUAGUGGUGCAGGGAUUCAGGGCCGCUACCAGCUCUGCUGAGAAGCUAGGCUGCUUCCUUCAGCUCACUUAGCAGCAGCCAUUAACAUCCAACAGUGGGGGAGGAGGAGUGCAGGGCCAUAUCAUCUGAGCAGCUGAGAGACCAGCAAUUCUGGCAUCUGUUCGUGAAGAUUUCCACUCCAGCUGCCCACUGGAAGAAUUUGAAAUGAAGAAUUUAUACUUGAGUUUGUUUUUUCUUCCUCCCACCCAGUCUGUUUCCCUUUUGUGUUGUGUACCUCUAAAUUGUAAGCCUGUGGGCAGGGUCUCUUUGGGGAGGUUGGGGUAGGGAGAGUCCUGUUGCAAAAGUGGAAAUAAUUGUGCUAAUAGGAUGAGGUACCAUUCUUCGUCUUAAGCAUGUCAAAACCUGGCAACAAUACCAUCCAUAGAUUUUAAGAUGCUGGCAUAAAAUUACAGAAAUCAAGGGGAAGGUAGCAGAAGCUGAAAACCUCAAUUGUUGAAAAAGUCUUGAUGGAGAAGAGUGGGCUUUGCCAUCCUUCAAAAGUAGGAGAGGGAGGAAAAAACACCUGCCUUUUGAUAGAGGUGCCACUUCUGUGAAGGCCCUGUGACUUGGGGUGGGGGAAGUGGGACAGGGUCCCUUCUGUAAAUCUCAGCAAGCAGAUAGACUCGUGUGGGGAAGUUAGUUGAAAGGCAUUCUCCCUAAUCAUGCUUCCCUAGUAUGCUAGGAGCAGAUGUUUGUUCAUAUAGCUUUUCCUUUUCCUCUGCUGUCUUCUUUGGCAGCUGGUGCAGAUGCUGUUAUUGGCAGCUGCACCUUAGUUGUGCGACUUGAUUUGCUGGAAUCUUAAUCUUGUAUCUAAGGGUGAAGAGGAUGAGGAGGAUGGUGCCAGUGAGGCUGCCAGUCUGGAAGAGCCCAAAGAGGAAGAUCAGGGUGAGGGAUACCUCUCUGAAAUGGACAAUGAGCCCCCUGUGAGUGAGAGUGAUGAUGGCUUCAGUAUCCAUAAUGCGCCUUUGCAGUCUCACACUUUGGCUGAUUCCAUUCCCAGCAGCCCCGCCUCCUCACAGUUGUGAGUAUUGGUGAACCUACAACUACUCACUAGAUAGCCCAGAACAUGCAACUAGCCUGCUGAAAGUUGAGACUAACUUUGUCCCUUUGUACAGUGGUAUGUAGUGUGAAUUAGCUGAGACCCAUGCAAUGUAAUAGUCACCUUCUUCUUCUUCUUCUUCUUGUACUACUUCUUGGCUGUAUGGAGAAGCCUCAAGGUUAGACUUUUGCUUGCUAGGAGACCAGCAAACAUUUCUUUUUUUCUUUUUUGUUAACUUAGAUAAAUUUGAAGUAGGAGGGGAUGGAUGUUGGAGAUUGUGGUUAGUUGCUAGGCCAUAAUCUGUAUGCUUUGCUUUAGGAGCCUUUGGGUGUUCUUUUCUAAUAGAUGCCUUUUCCUCUUCAGCUCUGUUUGCAGUGAGGAUCAGGAGGCUAUUCAGGCCCAGAAGAUCUGGAAAAAGGCUAUUAUGUUAGUUUGGAGAGCAGCAGCCAAUCACAGGUGAAUCAACUUGAAUCCAGUGUCCAAGUAUGUAGAACAGGAAUGGGGAAGCUUUUUGGCUCCAUGGGCCAGAUCUUUUAUCAGGAUCUGCCUUAUGGGGCAAAUUUGACAGGUUGGCAGGGCCAUCCACCUUUCAAAAUCCCUUGUGCUUUGUGAGUCUCCCUGCGCUCCCCCUUUUUCAGCUACUGAUUGCAGAGGCUUAAAAUGGGAGCAGGAGGAGACUCAGAAACCCUUUUCCAAGUCUCUCUGCAGUUCCCAUUCAAGCCUCCAAGAUCGGGGACUUAAAAAGGGUGGAGAUAGACUUGCAGAAGGCCUUAAAACAGCGCCCACGUUCCUGUUUGAGUCUCUGGAGCCACAAAUGGGAGUGCAGGAGCUAUACUAAAGUCUUUGAAGUAACUUGGGAUUAAACUGCUGCCUUGACUGCAUGGACUAGUUCCCUGCUGGGAAUGCGUAGCCAAUGCAGGAUUAGACCCUGUCCUCCCACUCAUCAACUGAUGUCACCAGUGAUGUCAGCUGAUGGGUGUGUGGGUGGCCAUGGUUUGGGAGAAAUGACCUGGCAGUUCCCUACCCCCGAUGUAGGAAGAGGAGAGACUGCUGCAUGUGUCUGUUGUACUAACAUUCAUUCUAGAAGAGGCAUUUCCUUGUGUGAGAGAGAAAGGGGAAUGCCUCUUCUUAAUAGGGUGUUUGCCAUCUGCAGUCCUUAGAAGUGCUUGCACUUUAUUUUUAAAAAAUCUGCCUCAUUAAUUGGGCAUCUUUUUAGUUGAUUAAUUGCUUAGAUUAAUAUAUUUUAAAACUUUUAAUCAAUUAAAUGUUGCAACUCUAGGCAUUUCCAUGUGAGCCUUUAGUACAAAACCUGGCAAACGCCAUGAAAUUUUGAAAAACUAAGCUGUCAAAUUGAAACAUAAACCCUCAGAACAUGCCAGGUACUGAUGGCUAUGGGAGCAAACUGAAAAGGUAUUGAGUGAUCUUACCACAUGGGCAUCUGCAGCAGAAUUCUGGUAGCCUAUCUUCUAUGUUCAGCGGGUGUCAUAUCUUUGUGUGGUGCAAUUCACAGUUCAUCCAUCUGCCUGCAUAUCUGCUACUGCUCUAUGUGCAUAUUUCUCAAGUCCCAACUACACUUUGCCAGUUUGAUGGAACUGGUACAAAAAUAUGCAUAUAUAACACUGGUAUGUAGUUUCCUCUUUGUGUAUCUCCAGUCAUAGAAGGUGGAUUUUCAGGUGUAGAAUUCUCUUGGCUAUAGCAUAUUGAGCAAAUGAGUGGAGAGAAUGUUGAGAAACAGUUCUGUACUUCUGUAUGUGGAAGUUGUGUUACUUCCACUGACCUUGUAUGUACUCAAACUUUUAGUAGCUAGUCCUGUGUUACUCUCUUACACAUUUUUUGUUGCACAGGUAUGCCAAUGUCUUCUUGCAGCCCGUGACCGAUGAUAUAGCUCCAGGUUACCACAGUAUUGUACAGAGGUGAGUCACCAGUUUUUGAAUUACCGUAUUUUUCUCUCUAUAACACGCAGAUUUUUUCUCCUAAAAAGGAAGGGGAAAUGUCUGUGCGUGUUAUUGAGCGAAUGUGUGGUCCCUGGAGCCGACUAGGGCAAGCGCAGGAACAAAAAUCAGUCAAAAAUCAAAUCGCAUGUCGGAGAAGGGAAACCUGAAAAGAGGAAGCGGCUGCUUUCCUGCAUUCUGCCUCAGGGUCUUACUGCCCACCCGCUUGUGUUUCGUUGCUGUGUUUGCUCAAACGGAACAAAGAGCAGGCAAAUCCCCUCCCCUCCAGGCAAGCAGAGGGAAAGCAGAGCGUCCUUCCUUCUAAUUCCUCUCCCUGCUCCUCGCAGGCAGCCAGAAAACAUGCAGGUGGGAGAGAGGGAGAGAGAGGGCUGGCUUGGGUGGGGUGGGGGAACUUUUGCCUUUCUUUCUUUCCUUCCUCCCGUUAAAUCCCUCUCCUGCAUUCUUAUGCUCCUUGUCCCUUCUGUGUUUUUCCUUCCCUCCCCAUUUAAAAUGCAGUUACAAAGCGUGGAUCCACAUGGAUCCUCCGGAUCUCUGCAUUGGGUCACCCCAAAUUUACCAUCAGAUCACAUAGCAUGUCCAUGGCUACAGCCUGCCCCCCAAAAAUCACACACCCACUGUUGCUUGGGGCUGCAAUGGUGCAAAAACGUGGUUACAAAGCAUGGAUCCACAUGGAUCCUCAGGAUCUUUGCAUUGGGUCACCCCAAAUUCACCAUCAGAUCACAUAGCAUGUCCAUGGCUACAGCCUGCCCCCCCCAAAUCACGCACCCACUGUUGCUUGGGGCUGCAAUGGUGCAAAAACGUGGUUACAAAGCAUGAAUCCACAGGGAUUCUCAGGAUUUUUGCAUUGGGUCACCCCAAAUUCACCAUCAGAUCACAUGUCUGUGGCCACAGCAUGAAGCACAAAAAUGAUACAUCCACUGUUUCAUUCAGAAUUCCCCCCCCCUUGUUUCCCUCCUCUAAAAACGAUGUGCGUGUUAUGGUCAGGUGCAUGUUAUAGAGGGGAAAAUACGGUAGUGUUGAUGCCAUCUGUCACAGAUCUGUCCUGGACAUUAGUCAGCCUGCAGAUUUCAGACACUGCCAGCAUUUACCUGGGACAGUCUCUUCAAUCUAGCAUUAAUAAAGUUGAUCAGGUACAAUGAUCAGAUUCUUGGCAGAAGUGGGGAGAACAGCUAGUUUAGUUCUUUUUAAAUAUAUAUUUUUAGAUUGUAUUAAUAAAUUUAAUUUCUUCGGUAACGUUUGUCUGGUGUUUUAUUGACAGGCCAAUGGAUUUAUCAACCAUUAAGAAGAAUAUUGAGAAUGGGCUAAUCCGGACCACAGCAGAGUUCCAACGUGAUAUCAUGCUGAUGUUCCAAAAUGCUGUCAUGUACAACAGCUCUGACCAUGAUGUAUACCACAUGGCUGUGGAAAUGCAGCGAGAUGUCUUGGAGCAGAUUCAGGUAAAGCCACAGUCGGAAGUUUUCAGUGGGGCACUGUUCCUAUCCUGAUGUUGUAUGGGAAGCACUGAGUACACUAGGGAAGAUCUUUAUUGUCUCAUUAGCUUUUAAGAUCCUCUUGGAGGUUAAACCUGGUGUCUGACCAUCCCUGCAUGAUUUACCAUUCCUACGAUCAAUCAAAAGGAAUGCAGGCUUAGAAACAAACCAGUAAACUGAAGUUACCUCCAUUGUUUCUGUAGCAAGCCACUAAACUUGCAUUCAUGUUGAGAACCUUAAUAGCUAUUAUGUGGUUUCUUGCAGCAAUUUCUAGCCACACAGUUGAUCAUGCAGACGUCUGAGUCUGGGAUCAGUGCAAAAAGUCUGCGUGGACGAGAUUCCACUCGGAAACAAGAUGCUUCAGAGAAGGUGGGGGCUAACAAGAACCUUUGAUUUGUUUGGGGGAAGUUGUUUCAGCCAUUUGAUAGAUGCAUCCAUUUGAGGGGAGCAGAGAAGCUUUGGAAUCCUUCAUUUAGAAGUCUCUUUCGGAAUAGAAGUGGGCUUACCCUUUCGGUUUAAUUAGUAACAAAGAUGGCUGUGGCAGUCCCUCUCCCUUGCCCCCAUAGCCUGCAUUUUUCAAUAUCUAGUACACUGAAAAAUUAAUUUUUCCUUGAAGUUGAGGAUUGCUACCAGAUGAGGAGGGCUGGCAUUUCAGUGUGUGAAGAGCAGCUCUAUUCUGUUAUCUGAGUGGUGGGUUAGAGACAGAGAAGUCACUUUUCCAAAACUUGAAGUCAGGAGCCCAAUCGAGACAUGCUUUUUUGGUUUAGACCAGGGGUUCGCAAACUUUCUACCCCCAGCACCAAUUUGAGAUGACUGAACGUUAUUGAGGUGAACCAGUCAGAAGGUAGUGGCAGAGGGAGGAAGAGCUUGCCAUAAUUGGCUAGCAAAUUGCUGUCCUUGAUCCAUAGCUCACCUUUCCUCAAGCUAAGUACAAACAUUAGUCUGCAAGUAUUGUGGCUGUUUUCCCAUGUUAAGCCAGAUUCACUGAUUCAGAUAUUCUAAGUGGAGAAGUCUUUUUCUUUUAUAUUUUUCCCUUUCCACCUGCACCUGCAUUUUAAAGCAGUAUUACCCAUCUCUUCUUAUUCUCCUUUCACACUCAACUUGUACUUAUUUCCCCACCAACCAACCAACCAACUAACUCAAACUGCCUGUUUCAUUCCUCUUCUCUGGUCCUUUUACAUUCACUUUUUCCUAUAAUAGCUUUCCUUUCUUAGACCCUUCUUUUUUGUUCCCUUAGUAUCAAUAAUAAUAACAACAACAAAUAUUAAUAUUUUAUCUUACUUUCUAACUUUCUUCAACACCUCUUCUGUCCCUUUUCCCUGAGAGGAGGGAGACCUUCUUUACCUCCUCCCCACCUGAACUUUCCUGUGUUCUGAUUAGAAUUUGCUGGUGCUGUCUUUGGUCCAGCCAAAAGGCUAUAGUCCAGUUAGGAGGCAGGGAGGCAAGUGAGGAAGCACAGGGGAGGCUGUGGCACUGAGGAUGCUGGAAAGUGGCCCAAGGCCCUCUGGUGGGUCCCAGACCAUGGUUUGAGAAACAGUGGUUUAGACUGCCACGUUGUCUUGUCUUCUUGUCUUCCUGUGUGUAGAUGUGUAUAUUUCCAUCAAAUUCAUUUGCUACUUCUGUUUGUCUUUUAACAGGACAGUGUCCCCAUGGGCUCCCCUGCCUUCCUCCUUUCUCUCUUUGUAAGUACUUAAUGAUUACGCUUUCAGCAGCACAAUAACAAUAUGGGGACAUUGUCUGCAUGAUGAGGGGCUUUCUAAAAUUACAAUCAGACUAUGGUAUGUCUGGGUUGCUGAAACAUAAGAAAUGUCUCUACCCCCUUUUGCUUCAGUGUAUUGUUUCGUGAUUGGAUGUCUGGGGGAAAGUGGGGGACUUUUUGUUAUUUCUGGCUGCAGGCUGCUCACUUCCUUUCAUUUCUUCAGUCUGUCUCCUUCCAUUCUGGCUUUGGGUAGAUCACAAGACUCUACAUUUAAAAAGGCAACUCUUGCUUAGAGAGUAAAGUUACGCACUAAAGUCCACAUUGUAGAGUAAUAUCCUUGGCUUGCGGCUCUUCCCUUGUUUUCUCUGCAUCCUUAUGUUGGAUUUAAUUAUUCACAUCUAAAGCUUGGUUCCUGCCUUCAUAGCUCACAGGACUCUCAGAGCAGCUUUCUGUAAGACAUAACGCAACAAUAAAAUUGUGAAAUUAUUCCGAGAAUUGCAGAGGAAAAGAUCCCCAGGAGGGGUUGUCUCAAUAACAUCUUCCCCUGCUGUAAAGAGAAAUCUAGUUACAUAUGAGCUGCUGUUUCAUACAUCUUGCAACAGUUUGUGUUGAAGCCUCCUCCAAACUAUGGGAUAGUUCUAGACAGUGUACAUUGCAAGAAGACUAAAAUACAGUGUUUUGUUUCCAUGGAUGCAGCCAUGGUCCUAUAGUAAGAAAGCUGCUGUUCUGCCCAAAGAUGUGUUUUGGCAGGUUCAUCCUCCACCCAAGGGAAUGCGGGUAGGGAUUGUUUUCUAAUGCCUAUUUAUUAAAGACAGAGAAGCAUGAGGAAAGGCAGCCAGAUGGAGUGGGCAGCAGAUGGAAGUGAUCUCUCUAGCUUCCGUACAUUCACAGAGAGCCGCUGUGAGGACAUGCUAGGGAGAUAGUGGCAGGGUCACCCACCUGGAAGAGAACUUCUGUAAAGAGCAGCAAUUGAUCAGGUAUGUUAGCCGGCAUCCUUUCUGCCCACUGAAAGAAAUGACUUGCAACUUUUCACAUGGGGCAAACACAUCAUCACCUAUGCCAAUGCCAAAAGUCCAUUUCCCCCUUUCCCCUUUUGAGUUCACAUGUAAACUCUGUAGCUGGUUUCAUAAGGUAGUCCUCUGUGUUUUAGGAAGGCAAGUGGCACUGCCUGUCUGUGCAGUCAGUCUUUCCUGGCAACACAGAUGGCACCCAGCAGUCUUUCCUUUUGUCACAGUCUUGCUAAUAACAGUGCCUUCCCUUCUCUUUGCGUUUUGAUUAGGAUGGGGGAACCAGAGGGCGGCGCUGUGCCAUUGAAGCAGAUAUGAAGAUGAAGAAAUGAUGCUGAAGAUAGGAAACAGCCCAGUCUUUGGUGUCUGGACCCAGGAAGCAAAAUGAGAACCUUCCUGAUCCUGAGGAUAAAAUGGCUAUGGACAGGGAAGGGCUGACCUGUCAAUAAUAAAGAAUAUCUAUCAUCCUGGAAUGUGUAACCAGGGUAGUCCCAGAAACAAGAGAGCAGCCCCACUGCCUGUUGUAGGGCAGCAGUAUUGGGGUCCUAUUAGUGUCCUCAUAUUAGCUAGCAACUGGUGGCUAGUACGUACUGUAAUGUGAAGUGUACAGAUUUUUUGUAUUUGUGGAGUGUAAAUGUGUAUAAUAAACUGUAGUAGAGAAUCCUGCAGAGCAAGGUGUGCUGGCUGCAUUGAUUUAUUUACAUUACCACCCUCUCUAAGAAAAACUUGUUUGUAAAGACCUACACAUACUGUGAAUCAAUGUUUUGACUACAUAGUCCAGAAUGACAAAUCCAUCAGCUAGAUCAGACCUGCCAAGCAAUUUCAAACAGGUCUGCUAGCUCCCAUCUUCUUCCCCAUCAUAAAGAGAAGUCUCUCCUCCCAGCCCAGGUGCUGAAAAAAUAGUUGCCUCUGCUCUUCAGAGAUCAAUUGCUGAAGAGCAAAAGGAAACAAUUGGAUUUUUCUUUCUGGAGGAGUUUGAGCUAGUCUAUCAAACCCAGUUCUGUGAUAGAUGAGUUUCUACCUGUCUCUGGGUGCAGGAUAGUCACAUCAAUGUUGGCCAUGGCCCUCUGCUGGCAUGUGGUAGUCCAUUACUGUCUCUUCAUUGGCAGAGGUGUGCUAUGUGUGCCCAGAGACACCGUAAUGUUUCAAAACAUGAGGUCAUAGCAAGGAGGAGAGAGCACGGAGCAGCAGCCUGGCUGCCUCAGGUGACACAACCCACAGGGAAGCGGCUAUGGGGGGAGAGACUAAGGCAGAAGUGGGGAGGAGGGAAGCAGACAGAGAGACAGAAUAAAAAGCCUAGAAAGGAACUGCAGUUUCCUCCUUCCUUACUGUUGCUGCUGGAGCUAAGUAUCCCACCAUUGCUUACAGAUGCAGGCAGAAGCUGCAGCCUUUUUCUUUUGCCUGUGUCUGUUUCAUGGCUCUGUCUCCCUCCAGGCACCACUUGCCACCUUCCUAGGACAGGAAGAUGAUGAAACUAUAAUCUGUUUUGGUCAAUUUGGUUUAACUCAUCUGUUUAAAGGUCGUGACAUUUUGUUAUCACGGCAGCAAAAAAUUGGUAUUUUUUGUUUAGUUGUUAAUUUAAAAAGUUACAUUUUAGUUGCUUCAGUUUAUCAAACAAUGUCCUUUAUGAUUAUGUAUUCAAUAAAUAUUCAUCCUUGGAAAAAAUGCAAAAACCCUGCAUACACACCCUCAUUAAAUGUGCUGCGCACAGCUAUGCUCAUUGGUAGUGACUUUGCAAGGCAGGGAUGGGGAGCCUGUGGCUUUCCAGAUGGUGUUGAACUUCAACUCCUGUCAGCUGUCUGCUGACAGCACUUGAUAGAAGUUGGAGUCUAACAACAGGAUCUCCAUGCCUGAUCCAAUAUCAUGGAUAGGUUUCCCUUCCCAGCCCUGCUACCUAAGAACUCUUUCUCCCUUGCCCACUUUUCAAACUGGAGACGCCAAAGACUUGAAACUAUGAUUGUUUAGGUCUUAUAGGGGCAGCCAGCUGGUGUGCAGAGGUCUUCAUUGUGGUUCAUACCUUCUGGGAGUGACAUGUCAUUGUUGGCUGCAGCCAGAGACAAACGUGCUCAGAGAAAUGGAUGUGAUUUUUCACCUUUGUACAGUAGGCUACAUUACAACUGUGUGGAUGUUUCUAUACACCUACAGUACACCUGUCCUCCAUACAAGCAAGCAAGACACAUUUUAACCCAGCAAAAGCAGUCAAGGAGGGCACAGGAAAAUAAUAUAAUAAUAUUUUAUUUAUAUUAAGACAGUCUGGGCGGCUUCCAACACAUAAUAAACGUUAAUAAUAACAAUCUGAUCCAAUAUAAAAAAAUCACAACUUUAAAAUAGACAACUUAUAUCAAACAAAGCAACAAUCAACAAUCAGGAUCUAAUAAUACACAAUAAAAUUAAACAACGGCAAAUAAUUAAACAGAUCACACAUACCGCAAUAAAGAAUUCACCAAUCUAUAAUCAAUAAAAAUAACAGCAAAUCACAAUGCAUGAAAACCAUAAAACAUACAAAACCGUGUAAAAGGAUCAAAUUGAAAAACACAAAUUAUAAAACUACACCCACACCCACCCACCCACACAUAUAUCCCUGAAAUCAUCUCUUCCUAGCUGCUGCUGUUCUCAAAGUCACAGUCUGGGAAAGGCUGGGUGGGGCAGAUGGAAACAGCAGUGCCUGAGAAGGAACAGAAAACACAUGAGGGAUGUGGGCUGAGGAGGGGAAGUGGCUGGGGGACAGUCCUGAGAGUUGGAUAGAGAGCCCUGGGGACCCACCUAGGGCUCCUCAACCUCAGCUUCUCCACCACCUUUUCGACCAUGAGAUCUCAGCAAACGCUUCAAUGUGUUCCUCCAAAACAUAUGUCUACUAAAAUGUAUAUUGUCACCAAUGAGAGUAAAAUAAGAAACCGUCAUGUUUUAAGACAUCCUCAGGUUUUGUCAGCAAAAACAACUUACUGAUUUUCUCCAUCCUGAAGACUCUUUCAGGGAUAAUCAAAAGAAUAACUGGAUAAUCACCAGUUAAGUGAUCCCAGCAUAAGCAAUACAGUUUCCCCAGGGUGGUGUUAACGGAAGGCUUUCAUGACUUUCACCUGCAUUCACCUGCAGCAUCUUUAUCUCCUCCUUUAAACCUAGAUAAAAUUUUGAGAUCUUGACUUCUAGACACACUGGGUUGUAAUAAGGCAGUGGCUUCCAACUCUUUUGCAAAAUUGUGCUAUCAAUGGAUUAUAGUUCUUAGAAAGGAUCUGCCUUUUCUAUUUGCCUUGCAUUGAGAGAAAUCCACCUCUCCUCCUUUACCUAUUAUGCAGGAACAUUGGAAGCUGCCUUGUACCAUUCUAGACAAUUCGCCCACCUAGAUCAGUACAGUCUGCGUUGAUUGGCAGUGGCUCUUGAGGGUUUCAGGCAAAGGACAUUCCUACCCGUACUUGGAGAUAGCAGGGUUUGAUCCUGGUCCCUUCUGCAGGCAAAGCAGGUGCUCUGCCAUUGAGCCACUUCUGGGUUGCCCUGUUCCCAAUCCCCACUGCUAGCAAAGCUGGUUAUAUAACCCAAGGCUUCAGCAACCCACUCCUGGCUUACCAUUUGGAUUGCUGUGGGACUUGGCAGAUGUGCAGUGCCACAUAGACAAUUAGAAGCUAGGGAUAACUUUUGGUUAAAGUUCUCUUUCAAGUCACAGCUGAGAGCAUUACCACAAUAGAUUGUGUAUUUCAGGGUUUGAACUUGGCUCCUUUACUACCUGCUCGACACCUGAUCUGAUCUGAAGCUAGCACGUGAGCGAGUGACAAACCCUCUUCCCAUCUCAUGUACCUCUUGUAGAUGGGUCACGUGUGGACCUGGCUGGAGUCCAAAGAUGAAUUCUUCACGGAGUCUGAGAAGAGCAGCAGCUGCCAGUCUCCCCAGGGCUCCACAGGCUCUAGCUCAGAUCUUGACCUGGAAGUAGGCUGCUGGAGAAAGGGGGAAGAAACUGCUGAGGAGGAGGUCGAGGAGAGCAGCAGCCAAGAGGAGGAGAGUCAGCUGGGAACGAGUGGUCCUCUGGCAUGGGAAGGUGCCAGCAGAGGGGACCAAGAAGAGGCUGGGAGGUACAAGCAGGAUGCUAUCUUGAGGUUCCUGUCAGAGGUAUGGCUGCUGAUGGGUGCAGUUGAGGAAAAGGCGGAGGUGGUGGUGGGUGACCUUGUCAAUUAGAGGGGACUGCUGAAAAAAUAGUGCUCCCAGCCAACGUGGCAGACUGGCCAUUUCUGUAUGCAGUUGGGUAGAGAUAGAGGUUCAGGAUAAAUGUGUUGACAAGGGUUGGUGUCUGCCCUCUAAUUCAAAAGUGGAAGGGUGUCUUUGCCCAGAUGCACUUCUAUUCACAUGCCCAUGGAGUGUUAUUCUGUGUUUUGGCUGCGUCUCUAUCCUAUGCCCGUUAAGACAAAAGAUGUGUUGAAUGGACAGAUCUGCAUAUAGUUCUGUAAUGUCACUAAUUCUGUAAUGGUCUUUUUUUUUUUUUGCAAGUAAAUUUUUAUUCAGAAUUUGUAUAAAGAAAAGAAAAAAGAACUAACAAAUACAAAAAUAAACAUUUUAACAUAAAUUAUUCAUCCUAUUUUCAUACUAUACAAAAAGAAAGCAUAUGUUCAUACAAAAAAUAAUAAUAUAACCAUUAGGCUCUCCUUAGCCUUUGACUUCCCUUCACCCUUUUGGUAAGUAUCAAAUAAGUCCCGGGUUGCGUAAUUAGUUUAUUAAAGUUUAUAGUUAUUAGCUGAUAAAGUUUUUCUAAUACCGCCAGUUCCUCCUAUAUAUCCGUUCCAAUAUAUUUCCAAAACUUACUCCAAUUUUUUUGAAAUUUCUGGUCGUCUUGGUCUCGUAUUCUGCCUGUUAAUCUAUCUAGCUCGGCAUAGUUGAUCAUUUUGACCUGCCAGUCACUUAUGUUAGGAAUAGUUUCUAUUUUCCAGUUUUGUGCCAGCAUAAUUCUUGCGGCUGUGGUGGCAUAGAGAAAUAUUUUUUAUCUUCAUUUUUAUUUCCUUACCCAUUAUUCCCAGCAAAAAGGCCUCAGGUCUCUUGGGAAAAGUGUAUUUAAAAACUUUUUAAGUUCAUUAUAAAUUGCUUCCCAAAAACCUUCACCUUGCUGCAUUGCCACCACAUAUGGUAGAGGUCUCCCUCCCCUUCACCACAUUUCCAGCAUGUCUUAUUUUCUGAUCUAUAGAUUUUAGCCAAUUUUGCCGGCGUAAGAUACCAUCUAUAGAGCAUUUUCCAAACAUUUUCUCUCAAACUCGUACAGGCCGUAAAUUUAAUGUCUCUAUUCCACAAUUUCAACCACUUUUCAAACUCGAUGUUAUAACCGAAGUCAAUUGCCCAUUUAAUCAUUGCCUCUUUGACUUCCUCGUCUUUUGUAUGCCAUUCCAGUAAUAUGUCAUAUAAUUUAGACAAUGUUUUGUUUUUGCCUUCUAUUAUUUCUAUAUUGAAUUUUGAUUUCUUGUCCUCAAAGCCCAUUUUUCUUUUAUCUUGUUUUAACAUAUCAUUCACCUGAUGAUAUUGUAACCAGCCGGUGAAUUGAUCCUUUAUUUCCUUUAUUUCCUUUAUUUCCUCAUACGGUUUAAGUUUAAGCCCUUGUUCUGAUUUUCUUAGCAAAUCUUCGUAGGUGGCUGUCUUCCCUUCCAUGUUGGUUUUUUUUAUUGUUAAGACCUCUACUGGUGAAAUCCACCAUGGUGUUUUUCUUUCGAGAAGGUUCUUAUUUCUUUCCCAGACCUGAUAUAUUGGUCCCCUGAAAAUAUGGUUUAAGAAAGCCCUGUGGACUUUCACCUUCUCGUACCAGAGAUAUGCGUGCCACCCAUACCGGUUAUUGAAACCUUCUAAAUCCAGUAGGUCUCUGUUCUCCAAUUUUAUCCAAUCUUUUAACCAAAGUAGGCACGCUGCUUCAUAAUAUAGGCUCAAAUCUGGGAGGGCAAAACCUCCUCUUUCCUUUUUAUCAAUUAGUAUUUUCAUUUUAAUCCUUGGUCUUUUCCCCUGCCAGAUGAAUUUCAUCAGGGUUCUCUGCCAUUCUUUACAUUGUUUUAGACCUUUAAUAACUGGAAGAGUUUGAAAUAAAAACAACAUCCUCGGCAAAACAUUCAUUUUAACCACUGCUAUCUUCCCUCAAAGGAAAAUUUCAUCCUCCCCCAUAUUUCCAUAUCUUUCUUUAUUUUUUUCCAUGUAACUUCAUAAUUAUCUUUAUAUAGGUUUAUGUUUUUGCCGUAAUCCACACUCCCAAAUAUUUCACUUUUUCAACACCAUGAUUUCCACUUUUUGUUCUAGAUCUUUCGUUUCUUCCUUAGUUAGAUUUUUAACCAGCAUUUUAGUUUUAUUCUUGUUUACCUUAAAACCUGCCACCUCUCCAAAUUCCUCAAUUUUUGUAAUGCUUCUUUUACACUAUCUUGUGGAUCUUCCAAAGUCAAAACAAUAUCGUCGGCAAAGGCUUUAAUUUUGAAUUCCUUCUUUCCUACUCUAAUUCCUUUCACUUCUGUUGCCUCCCUCAGUCUCUUAUUAAGUACUUCCAAAAUUACAAUAAAUAAUAAGGGGGACAGGGGGCAACCUUGUCUGGUCCCUUUAUAAAUGUUAAAAUAUUCUGUUGUAUUGUUGUUUAAUGGUCUGUAAUUCUGUAAUGGUCUUAAGCUGUUUAGCCUGUCACCCUCUCUUCCAGGUAACACAUUUGAUGGAGCCCCUUUGCAUUGGCAGCACAUACCUGGCCCAGGGUCCACAGGCACUUUGCAGUGCUGGGGAGCUGCCUGGAAGGGGAUUGCUGGAUCAUGAAGGAGACAUAAAGGGAUCUGUGACCCACCAAGAGGAGGAAGUGGCUAAAGGAAGUCAGCUUCAGGUUCUGAAAAAGAGAGCUACUUCCCAGGGAAGGGGAAAGUUGGCAUUUCAGGUCUCAGAAGAGUUGCCAGUUAUGAACUGGGAAGCAGAAGGAAUGGAAGAGCAACAGCAUCUGUGUGAGGAGUCAGGAGACUCUCAGAUUCAAGAUGACAAUCCUGAUGGGGAUUUGGAAAAGAAGAUGCUGCAUAGCCUUGUGGAAAGUGCAGGAGAAACAGAUGAAGAUGACUACUCAUUAGAGCUUACAAAUGAUACUUCCUUCAGUUGGAGAACGCUGAAGGAUGGGGUGCCACAAAACGUAGAGGUAAGUGGUGAAACUCUCACAAGUCGAGUUUUAGGUCUCUGUCUCUGUGCCUCAUCUCCCCAUUUUGGGAUAGAGGUCAUAUUCUUUGGAAAGGAGAAGCACAGUGAAGUGAAAGUUGAUAAGCACCAAGGGAAAGAAGAAAUCUGUGAGCUAGCCAUGAUUGUUGGUGGGAAGGGGGAAAGUGAGAACAAGUUGCUUGGGAGGGCUUAGCUGCAUUUUCAGGUGGGGUGGAGAAAAGAUGGAUCCACCCAGUUAGAAUCCUUGUAUCUUCCAUCAUGGGCAUCUGACCCUGAGUUUGAUAUUCCAUUUGUUACUUUGCCAAUUCAGCUCAUGCCUAUUUUGUGUUCACCAGGAAGUGGCUGCGGAACGCACUGAAGAACAAGCUGAAGACUGGAAAGAUUGUGACUUCCACCUGAGUUACAGCAACGAUGACUCCAGUCCCUAUGGAACACCCUUGAUGAGCUCUCCUACCACAAGUACAGCUUCUUUGCCUUUGUGAGUAAUGGUGGCACAAAGCUCAGAAAUGGCAUCAUGCCUACUCUUCAGGCUUAGUACUUUAAGUGUAGCCAGUCAUCUCUCCGUGCAAUCCUGCACAGGUCUACUCAGAAGUAAACCCCACUGAGUUAUGUGGGCCUGGCUCCCAGCUAAGCUUAUAUAUAGGGUUGCAGCCUAAAGCUCCCUCUAGAAGAGGCGCGGGGAACUCUUUGUUAGGAAAUAACUGGGGAAUACUAGUUAAUCCAGAUAUUCCAUGUGUGGGGGAAACUACAAAAGAAAACAAAAAACGGCUGACUGCCUGAAUUAAAAAAACAUGGGGCUGACUCACUCUGUAGUCAAAAGGGCCCCCAGCAGAGUUUAAAACUAAAAUAUAUGCAGUGUUUGCAAAGCGUGGCAAAUAUAGGUUGUUAGACCUUUAAAUGUCCCAGUAUUAAGCACUGGGUACUAAUUGUGUUCCCCUGUCUCUACCACUCUCAGAGUUAAUAGAGCACAAACUUUCAUAAGUUUAAAUGCUUUACUUAUAUUAAGUAAAGGUCACACUCAUGCAUCAAUCAAUGCUACAGAAAAAACAACACAGGUAAAAACUUAUUGAGUACAAAAUACGAAAAGGGUACCUUCAAGCAUGGAGUUUGGACAGGGAGCGCCAGCCUCAUGUGUCUGGUCAGUUGCAUGGUUCAAAAAGAAGAGGGAGAGAGGAGCAGGGAACAAACAAUACUUCCCUCCUCCUUGAAGGUGAGGGGGUGUAUCUUAGCUGUGCCUUCUCUAGAAAUUUACAGUUCUGUGUUCCUUAACCCCUUCAUUUACUAACUUUCAUUGGUAAGUUGUACAAAUUUCUUUUUCCAUCGGGGGCUAACAAACCUUAGCUGCAUCACCGGUCCAAUAACACGUUUCAUCCCACCAAUUUCUUUUUCCUGAUGGGAAUAAAUCUGUUCUGUUUCUUAUCUGUAUAGGAUGCGGCUGAGCCAAGAUGACCCUCUCCAGCAGCAUUUGCUUUUCAAAAAAACUUUGUUGUCCAUCUGGAAGAUGGUGGCUGGCCACAGGUGUGUUAUUAAGGUUUAUGGAGGCGAAGAGGACUAAGGCUGCAUCCACAGUAGCACAUCUUCAUGGCUGCUUGAUACUAACCAUUCAAGAGCUAGUGCAGGUCACACAGCAUCUUGCGAUUUGUCUGUGUCUGCAUGCCACUUCCUGUGAGGAUCCUUUUGCACAGUCUGGUCUAGACUGAAAUCUCCUGCUGUCCCACUUCCUGACGCUGCAGUUUUCCUCUUUCAAAUUGCUUCCUUUCUUGGAGUGGUGUAGCGUUGCAUCUAUACAUUCAGUAACCUAGGCACCUUGCUUAUUGCAUUUACUGCAUCUGCUAAUUUUUUUUAAAUAGCAGAAAUCGUAUCAGACUUGCUUCAUGAUCCUAAAAUCCAAUACACUCCUGAGAUUAUCACCCUGGGGUUUUUUUUUUUGGCAAGCAGCAUCAAAUUUAUUAAGGUGUAUUUGGGUAAACAGGAGCGACUGCCCGUAUCUGGUGGUUAUUAAGAGGGUGAACCAUGUGUGUAAGGUGAGGGGUGGGUGGAUUGAAAUUUAAGAGGAGGAAAUAUAUAAAUAGAGGAAAUGUGCCAAAAUUUAGUACUGAUACAGUGAGAGUAAACCUAAGACUUUAAAGCCUGCAUGGAAAGACCAGAGUUGGAUACUGAGGGAGUCAAAGCUCAAACAGAAGAAUGUUGUGGAUCAAGCUCAGAGAGAACUGGUGAAAAUAUGGGGGAAGACACUGGGAUCCCAGGACCGAAGCCCGGAGGAAAUGGAGUGUCCUAUAUGUAUUAGGGUUAGGAAUGUAGGAAGCCACCUUAUACCAAAUCAGACCAUUUGUCCCUCUAGCUUACCAUUGUCUACUCUGACUGGCAGCUAUCCUCCAGGUUUCAGACUAGGGACAUUUUCAGUCUUGUCUGGAGACUGAACUGCAAUCAUUUGCAACCAAAGCAGAUGUUCUUCCAUUGAGCUACAGCCCUUCCCCGUAAUUAGAAUUGGAAGAUGGAACAACAGCUGAAUGUGUCCCUUUUUCUCAGCCCAUCCUGGCCUGAUUCUCUUGGUCCGACAUUAUGCAUACACAGCAUUCAGAGCUGCCCCCUGUAAAGCACAAACCUGUGCAUGGUUCUACCCUGAGCAUUUCACCCUUCCUUUCUAUUUAUUAUAUUGUGAUUUCUUAGCUGAUUGACUUCCAUCUGCCAAUCACUGUCAUCCCCACCAGUCAUUCUGAGAUACAAAAAAGGGUGUGGCAUGAAGUCCGGUGGUGAGUCAAGGGGUUGUGUAAUGCACAUGGGGAAGCCUAUUUAGCUCUCUUCAUCUCUGUCUCCCCCUUAGAUACAGCGGCCCCUUUCUGAAGCCCGUUUCCGAGAAGCAGGCUCCUGGUUACAAAGAUGUGGUGAAAAGGUCAGCUGAGAAAGUGGAGGGAGAGCUGGUACGGAGAAUAAGGCUGUGGAGUGGCUACAAGUCACAACAACUGCCAUGGUUGCAGUUCCAGCCGAAUUGUCCAAUGCCAGAGUCUAUGAUAAUGUUACGGGAUCAGUUUCAGCUUAUGCAGUCAAGUUGAUAUGGAUAAGAUGCUGGUGGCAAUACGUCUGCCCACAUGCCCUCUUCACCCCUGUCCCUCCUAGCUUCUUAAAUCUACCAGAGGGGGUUUGAUUCCUUGGGUCCAAGGCAUGGAGAACAUUUUAUUGUGUGAUGGGGUGGUUCCAGUUGCCUUGAAAGAGAUGGUGGUGUGAACACUCUUGAAGAAACUGGCCCUGGGCCCUUCAGACUGGAAUAACUACCAUCCAGUUGCAGCUACCAAUUUCUUGGUGGUGGAGAGAGUAGUGGCAGGGCAGCUGCAAGCAUUCUUGGACGACACAGAGCAUUUAAACCCAUUCCAAUCUGGAUUCAGGCUUGGCUAUGGGACCGAGUCAUCCUUGGCCACCUUUACAGUGAGCAGGGCAAGGGUAAUGCAGCUUUGUUCCUGCUUUUCUGGCUCUCAGCUGCGUUUGAUACCAUUGUGCAUAUAGCCUCUUGGACUGGCUCCAUGGAAUGAGAAACGGGGGGUUCCAGUCCUACCUACAUUGAGAGAGUACUUUUUGGCCCCUUUGGUGGUUAAAUUAUGGGAUGCUGCCAGGCACUAUUUUAUCCCCUAUGCCAUUGAAUACCUAUAUGAAGCUGUUGGGAAGCAGUCAUUAGGCAUUUUGGAGCCAGAUGCCAUCAGUAUACUUAUGACACUCAGCUCUAUUUCUCCAUAACAUCUGGAUCAGGAGAAGCCUGCCUGGAUGCAAUGGUGGGAUUGAUGAGGUUCAUGAGUCAGUCUCCCAUUCCCUCCCCUCACCCACCCAAUAAUUAUUAUUGACUGAAAAGCAGUGAGGUAGAGGAUGGGAUUGGGAUUGGGACUUUAGUACUGGGGUAGAUUCCCUUAACAUGAAUCACUCCCCCAGAGGCUAUUAUUUAGAUGAGAAAAGACAGUCGCCUGUAUUGUACCCAUCUUCCUAUCUACCCACUCUGUAGAUAAUAGCAGCUUGAGUGUGUGAUUUAUGUAUUAAGAAGCAGUAUGGGUAUGUGAAGGGUUAAACCCACCCCCAGAAUCAUCAUAGACCUGAUCCAAAUUGAGGGAAGGGGCUGAUUUCAACCAAAGAAAAGUAUGUUUGAAGAUUAAAUCCACUGUACAACACAAGCCAGUAACUGCCACCAUCCACUGAUGGAGGAACAGAAAUUCUUACUCUAAGGAUUGGAUAUUUCCUUUGAGAGCUAUCUAGGCUACCAAGUUAAAAUUCUGCCAGUUUCCAAUCUAUAACCACCCAAAUCCUUCUCCGAGAGACAAUGUAUUUUUUUUCUUAAGAAGUUGGCCAAAAUGACAGACAAUUGCAACUCACUUCUCCCUCCUUUCUGAAGGCCAGCUGAUCUUUCCUCCAUAAAGAGGAGCCUCUCCAAGGGCCGCAUUCAGAAUAUGGUGCAGUUCCAGCGGGAUCUCAUGCUGAUGUUCCAGAAUGCCAUCAUGUACAAUAACUCCAACCACCAUAUACAUCGCAUUGCUCUGGAGAUGCAACGAGAAGUCCUGGAGCAGCUUCAGAUGCUGGGCGAGGCACUCCUGUGCUCGGAAGAAAUGCAGGGCUUUGUGAGAAGGUGGGAGGAUUGUGUUCAAAGGGGAACAACCACAUCAGCCUCCCCUUUGCCAUGUUCCCAUACCUGUAGGGAACAAAUGAGUGGAAAUCCAACCAUUCACAGGAUGUAUGGCAUCUCUGCUUGUGUCUCCCAAACAUGAGUGCUAUUCAUCUCAAGGUGAAAGCCUCGUCCUUAGAUUUCCCAAUAAUGAGUAGAAUUUUCUGCCAACCUGCAAGGCAUAAAGGUAAAGGUAAAGGAGACCCCUGACUAUUAGUUCCAGUCGUGACCGACUCUGGGGUUGCGGCGCUCAUCUCGUUUUAUUGGCCAAGGGAGCCAGCAUACAGCAUGUGGCCAGCAUGACUAAGCUGCAUCUGGCAAACCAGAGCAGCACAUGGAAACACCAUUUACCUUCCCACUGGAAUGGUACCUAUUUAUCUACUGGCACUUUUGAUGUGCUUUCGAACUGCUAGGUUGGCAGAAGUUGGGACUGAGCAACGGGAGCUCACCCUGUCACAGGGAUUCGAACCGCCGACCUUCUGAUCGGCAAGUCCUAGGCUCUGUGUUUUAAACAACAGCGCCACCCGCGUCCCUUCUAUAUGCAAGGCAUAUAGAUGAUUAAAAAUUCACUUGGCUCCCUAAGCAGGAACAUAGGAAACUGCCUUAUAUCAAGUCAGACCAUUGGUCUGUCUAGCUUAGCAUUGUCUAUGGUGAUGGACAGUGGCCCUCCAAGAUGUCAGACAGGGGUCUCCCAGCCCUGCCUGGAGAUGCCAGGGAUUGAACCUGGUACUUUCUGUGGCCCUUCAUAAUGAAGUUUAUGUAGGCAUAGAUACAGGCUAUUCUGGAACAUGAUAAAUCCUUAGGGAACUGAGAGAUUUGCUGUCUUUCUUUCAAUUUAUAGAUGUUGAGGAGCCAGAAGAAUCAGGCUAGUCCAGGGGCGAGAAGCUGGAUUUCAACCUUGCUACCUUCAGUCUGGCUCUACGGAAAAGUUGUUGAGAUAACCACAGUUCAGCAGUCUGAUGCCCCUCCACUUCCCUUAGAGCUUUUGUUAUCUAUUAUAUGUCCCAAAGUAUUAGUCAUAACAGGUUUAUAUGUAUUAGAGAAGUCAGUUUUUAGACUACAGAUACCAUGUUUUUUCCUGUUGUUUAUUCCUGGAACCGUGCUGUCUUGUCCUCACCCAGGAGUCUCAGUUGAAGUUUAAUGGAUGAAGAAGAAAGUUAAAGAACCUACAAGCCAUAGCACAGGCAAGACUUGUUGUCCCCCAAAGCUAAGCCCCGUUUUUGGUAGCAGGCACCAACAAGGGGCUGUAGAACGUACAUUUCCAGAAAAUAAAUGUUAUGUUGUGU